Scleropages formosus (Asian bonytongue) is the source of this 1819-nucleotide messenger RNA. RefSeq names its product filamin A-interacting protein 1-like. The coding region runs from base 618 to 1313 and encodes 231 amino acids. The record is from RefSeq and is a predicted model, not a curated record. The transcript is spliced from 4 exons. Lineage: Eukaryota; Metazoa; Chordata; Actinopteri; Osteoglossiformes; Osteoglossidae.
UUUCAUAAGCUAUUCAAGAAUUCCCACGUGUUGCAUUCGGAGUUGGAUCAUCCAUACCUUUAGCUCUCAGCCUCGUUCACGAUCACUCAGACUCCCACUCUUACAUAUCCCAGCACUCCCUGGGAGGACGCGUGCCGCUCUAUCCCACCAUCCUCCCUCGUUCCUCGCUCCACAAGCCAGCGUCGUGCUCGGAGGUCAUUCUCCUGACAGGACCAUCUGGCCGGGGUAGGGAGUUCACAUCAGGGGAGAUCAGCGCGAACCGGGGGGGUUAAAUUUAGCAGGGGGGCUGAUUUCUGCAUGUCAGGUCCCGUUCUGUCCUUCCCCCAUCCCCCCCAGCAGCAUUCAUGCCUUCCUCCACCGCGUCGUUCUGUCCUUUACAGCCCUCUGUGACAGCCCGGCGCUCACUGGCCCCCCUCUCUCAUCCGACUGAGGCACAUUCCCGCUCCACGGCGGAGCAGCAGGAGGCCGGCGAGAAACACAAGCUUGCUCUCCGCACCCGGAAGGCCGAACGGAAGACCGGCAGCUCGGGCCGGAGGUCGCGCUACCGGACAGCGGCUCCUCUCUGCCGGCAGGACGCGGCACGGCAGCGGACGACCGAAGCUCAGAGGUAAACAAACAUGCGUUCCUGCAGCAACAGUUUGGAGAAGACCUCCAAGACCAACCUGUCCCACCACAGAACACGCUCAAAUCGGCAAAACUCAGAGUAUGAGGACCCCCCGAGUCGUGGGAUGGGGCGAGUAAGGUGCAAGGAACCGCCCGAAGAUACCGGCACUGUCCAAAGAAACCACAAAGGAGAGGACCGUGAACGGAGUGACGAGAAAAGGGGUCCCAGCUCAGGGAAGGGCAGGGACCUGUCCCGGGAUGACCUCCUGUUUCUCUUGAGCAUCUUGGAGGGAGAACUGCAGGCCAGAGAUGAGGUUAUCACUGUGCUGAAGGCCGAGAAGAUCGACCUCGCUUUACUUGAAGCCCAUUACGGAUUUGUCACCCCACAAAAGGUUCUUCAGGCCCUUCAGAGAGAUGCCAUUCAAGGAAAGCGCAAUGAGUGGCAGGAGGACAUCUAUGAGAAACCUAUGGCAGAGCUGGACAAGCUGGUGGAAAAGCAGAGGGAGACACAUCGGAGGAUGCUAGAGCAACUUCUCCUUGCAGAGCAGUCGCACAAACAAGCACUCCACAAGCUGGAGGAUGAGAAGAGGAAGCACAGCGAGUUCAUGCAAAAGAGUGACGAGUUCACCAACCUGCUGGAGCAGGAGCGGGAAAGGUCAGUCACCCCGAUACACGUCUAUAUGCGAACGUACGGAACAAAACCCCAUUAACCUGGACAGUAACGGUGUGUUGUUACGGAGAAACCAAAACAAACAGUACUGAAACUCAGUAAUGCAGUACAGUCAAUCAAAUGGUCUGUCCCAUGGUCAGCGUGAACGCUUUGAUAUGCGAGAACCUGUUCUGUAAUGCUUCUAACACGUUUGCCAGAUGCCCAAGCUAGAGAAUAUGUACACUAUAAAAGAUGCUCAGCUAGGAUUGUAUAUCUGUCUUACUGGCUUUUUCGUACACACAAAAGUUUUACCCAGGCUUCAGUGACAAUGCCACGUUUACGGUUAGACUCAGCUUCUCCCGGGUUCCAAUACAACCCACUAUGUGGUUGUGCUGACAGCGUACCAGCGAAAGAUCUUUGGGAAACUCCACUCAUUAAAUGUAUAAGGAUGUGCUUUGCCUACCAAAUGUUUGGAUUUUGUGUUGGGCACCUACACUAAAGACAAGCAUUGGUAUAUCAAAUACACGAAAAAAUGGAAAGGGAUGUUAUGAAAGUCAAAAUCACAAA